This is a messenger RNA of Triticum aestivum (bread wheat), 792 nucleotides long. RefSeq lists its product as uncharacterized. NCBI's taxonomy places the organism in Eukaryota, Viridiplantae, Streptophyta, Magnoliopsida, Poales, Poaceae. The transcript is spliced from 3 exons. The record is from RefSeq and is a predicted model, not a curated record. The coding region runs from base 319 to 792 and encodes 157 amino acids.
UAUUCAAAAAAGUUCGUCAAUCUAAAAAAAACUUUUGAAAUUUUUAAAAAGUUCAUAGAUAUUUAAAAAAGUUCACAGAAUUUAAAAAAAAGAAAAGUCAACCGGCGCCUAGAUGGGCCGGCCCAUUUAUGGACGCCACAGGCGCCAGUUAACGAAAAUGCACGUUAACUGGCGCCAAAUAGGAAAUGCCUUUAGGAGCUCCAUAGGGAUCUCUGUUACUUGCAGACGAAACCCUAAUAUAAGUGGGUUAUCGAGGUCGAGGCCUAUCUCACCAAUAUAACCGUUGUCCAAUCUCUACACCACGGCCUAGCCCAUGAGAUGUUCCCCAUCCCCGCGCACGCGACGGUCCAGACGGCGCCGACGACGACGAUACGCCGUCCGUUGCCACGAAUCCAGCCCUUCAAACGCCAAGCCGCGGCCGCCGACCCCAACCUUGCCGUUAACUCGUGCCUGGUGCUCUCCUCCGCCUUCCGGCAAGGGUGCGCUCACGACUUGGUCAACCUCGGCCAUGGCGAGGUGCUCUACACCCAGGUCGCCACGAGCAUGGCGGCGGGGGUUGUUGACAAGGUCGCAGAGUCUCUGGACCGCUCCGCCUCCGUGCCGGACGCCGAGUUCCUGCGGGAGCUGCUGGGCGAGUGGAAGAAGCACGGCCGUGCCGUCCUCAUGAUCCUCGACAUCGUCAUGUACAUGGAACAGUCGUUUGUCCUGCAGAGGCCGGGCAAGGCGUCCAUGCGCGAGCUAGACUCCGAGCGUGGUGCGAUGGCGUGGUCCGCCGCUCCGCCGGUGAGUUAG